This is a messenger RNA of Haliotis rubra (blacklip abalone), 2277 nucleotides long. Its product is annotated as dopamine receptor 2-like. The record is from RefSeq and is a predicted model, not a curated record. Bases 714 to 2198 code for a protein of 494 amino acids. Gene Ontology annotation, cellular component: membrane. Gene Ontology annotation, molecular function: G protein-coupled receptor activity. Gene Ontology annotation, biological process: adenylate cyclase-activating adrenergic receptor signaling pathway. The transcript has a single exon. NCBI's taxonomy places the organism in Eukaryota, Metazoa, Mollusca, Gastropoda, Lepetellida, Haliotidae.
GAAUGUGGGCAUCACAGCAUGGUAACAGUUGCGUGUGUAUCAUGAAACAAUUUCGUAUUCUCCAUUGUGUUAACUUGGAGUGUGUGAUUACAAGGACGGGACACAAGCAAUACUUCUGUCGUAGCUAAAGACCUACAGUUUUUCAUAACGUGGCAUCAAAUCAGAUGAUGAUGAAAUGGCUACAGUGUGCAUCGAAGUCGAUACCUUCUUCUCUCACGCCCUAGCUUAAUUCUUCCUUCUGCUACACUUGGGGCAGUAUUACACGGACGAUUUAACUGAAGGAGGUUUGGCUCCCGACAUCGACGAGAGAAAACGUCUCGCACCGUCCUUGUCUGGUCUGCUGUUCGCGUUCUGCUGAUGGGAUGUAUACACAACAGAGAAGCGAGCCUCGGGGAUAUAAUACUAUUUUACUGCGUUCCAUUUAAGCAAAUUUCGGAGGGACGGUAUCGUGCUGAAUUGGAUGUAAGUGAUUCUUAAUGAAGGUAAACUAUCCGGGAUAUCCAGCAGUUGUUUGCUGUCGAAAUUGUUAGUGCAUCGAGUUUGAGAUUCCUACCACAAGCUUCUUCUGAGUUCAUCUGAAUAUGAGGAUCGAUAUCUUCCCCGGCGAUAUGAUCCCUCAAAUAGAUGUUUUGUCAUCUUCCGUAACGUGCUUCUCUUAACAAAGAUUGUGCCUAGGAUUGUGAAAUUAUGAAACCAAGCAGACUAUCUUUGAUAUGCUUUUAUUUCUCUUCAUCCAAACGAAGGUGCAAGAAUAUUGUGGUUUGAUUUCGCCCUUGACUACUGUUGUCUGUAAUGAAUUGAUGACAUAUGUGCGUUAUCACUGGAUACCUUCUAUUCGACGUGUUGUUAAAGAUUUGGUUAAUGUGUAUUUAGGACACUGCAAACAUAAGUACAUGAUCUACCUGCAGCUUAAUUCCACGGAAUGUUCUGUUCUGGAGCAUAAUGCUAUGGAAAAUGAAACGUUCCUUAACUGUACUGAUAUGAGAAUGAAACACCCUGCUGUUGGGGUAUUUCUGUCAUGCUUUUCAUUCAUUACUAUAGCUGGUAAUAUUCUGGUAAUAGUUGCAGUAUCAAAAGAGAUAUACCUCCGUACUGUGACUAAUUAUUUUAUAGUGUCUCUUGCUGUGGCUGAUAUGAUGGUUGGCGGAGUUGUGAUGCCAUUCAGCAUUAGCCACGAGAUGACCAAUCAGGUGUGGCUAUACGGAGCUGAAUGGUGUGACCUAUGGCACUCCUUAGACGUUCUGGCAAGUACAGCUUCCAUCCUAAAUCUAUGUGUUAUUUCGCUGGAUAGAUAUUGGGCUAUAACAGAUCCAAUAGCUUACCCGAGUAAAAUGUCAACAUGUAAAGUGUGUCUAUUGAUCACGUUUGUGUGGCUCUGUUCAGCGGGAAUUUCAUUCCCAGCUAUUGCUUGGUGGAAAGCAGUGAUGCCUGCAGAUCUGUCAAAAAAUGAAUGUAUUUUCACAGAUGACAGUGCAUAUCUCAUAUUUUCUUCCAUCGUUUCUUUCUACGCCCCAACAAUAGUGAUGAUGUUCGUCUAUGGCAGAAUAUACUUAGCUGCAGUUGAGCAAUCUAAAGGAUUAAAAGAAGGAAGCAAGACAACAUCAAAUGGACUUCGAGAUGGAGAAGUGAUGACCCUUCGAAUUCAUAGGGGAGGUGCCAGACGUCUCCACGAUGAGCCAAUGCAAAUAGAACGUUCCACCAGUGACAGUGAGAGCGAUAGUCCUUCUCAUAUGUUACGUCAUCCGAAUAACACAGAAUCCCACCAUGGGACACAGAGACAGCCGAAAUUCAUCACAAAACGACUUCGCCAUUUUGCAAUCAGCAAAAAAUUAACCAAGCUGGCACGCGAACAAAAAGCUGCCAAAACUCUUGGAAUAGUAGUUGGUGUGUUCACAAUGUGUUGGCUGCCGUUUUUUGUAACUAACGUCUUAUUUGGACUUUGCCAUACUGACUGUGUACAAUCGCCAGAGAUACUUUUUCCAGUAUUUACUUGGCUGGGAUACAUCAACUCCGGGAUGAACCCAAUCAUAUAUGCAUUAUCUAUGCGAGAUUUUAGGCGAGCAUUUGGUAAACUCAUAUUCAUUUGUUGUCCAAAAUACCGUUAUAGGAACCGUAAACGACAAUAUCAUCAUAACAGUAUGUCAACUUCAAGCUUUUCUGUCAAUUGUGGGGACCGCUGUGUGGCUCUCAAGAUUUAACGGGUUGAACUUGUGUAUUUCUGUGUAAAUAGACGUGUAUGGUAAGAAUAACUUGGACUGAAUAAACCGUUAGAAGUUA